GGCCAGAUACGCUCCCCAAUCAUCUGCCAAUGUCCGUAAUCGGGUGGCUUGCAUCUGUAUCUUGCCGUUUUGCUCAAGCAUGCGCAGAUAGCUGCUAGGUCAUGCUCGUGCGAUGUGGCAGCAGUCAUGCACAGCUAAGCUGACCGGUGUGGGUCUCAAAUCGCUAUACAUCCAUGAAGAUCAGUAAAUGUUUUCUCGAUUGACUUGCCAACCUCAGAACACCUCCUGUUGCGAUGGAUGUGAUGUCGUACGAUAGCCAUCCGGGACCAAGACGCGGGAGCCUCGUCGCGGAACUUCUGCACAUUGCAAAGCACCAAAGCAUCAAUAAGAAAUCGCGAGAAUGGUUCGAAAAUUUGCUUUGUAUCGAGAUAUCGUGCAAGUCACCAGUGCAACUACGGCGUACGAGGAUCUCACCCUCACCAACGGGGUUUUCGCCGUAUAUCGCCGUAUCGUAUACGUCGCAUGGUACUCAAGGUUCAGAGAGUGAAAGCACAGGAGCAUAUCGAUUGGCCGGUGCGGAAGUGACAAUGCCGCAACGUAACAAAGUCCGAGAUGAAAUCCUCGCCAGGACCGUCAACUAUGCAUGUCAUAAAGGAGUUCAGCACUUCUGGAUUGACGGGGACUGUGUUCCUCAGUGGCCGUGUCCGGAGAAAUACAUCGCUAUAAAUUCAAUGGAUCUAGUAUACAAUCGUAGCAAAUAUCCAUUGGGUUUAUUAGCAGUUAUACUCGAAAAUCAGGAAGAAGUCGAUACAUUACAAGACCUUAUGGAAGGGGCGUUAAUCAACUGGAAACACAAUCUCGAAUAUCCCCAACUAUCCGACGCUUCUAGCAACGGUGCCAAUUCACCAGGGUUUCAGCUGCUCCGACGUCUUUGCAGAGAUCGCUGGUGGUCACGGGCUUGGAUUUUUCAAGAAGAAUACCUUGCGUCGACACGGAUGCAUCUACUCAUACGCCAUAGGGCGGGAUUACGGUCAAAGAAAAGAUUCAGAUCUCCUGGCGAAGAGAUAUGCAUCAACGCGGCUUCGUUCCGAACGCAAGCUACACUGUAUCUGCUGGCUUGCAAACAACAACCGAAUUACAGUGGGAACAAGAAGAACAUCGCUUCAAUGCUGAAGACUUUCGGGAAAUACAAUCUUUUAUACCACACUCAGCAUGAUAUGAGGACAAGAUCCAUGUCCUCAAGAAUAGUCGUUGAUAUCCAACGCAGAAAUAUCGAGCACCCAUUUGAUAGGCUGCCGAUAAUUGCAAAUGCGUGUGAUUAUGCCAUUCGGCUGAAUAACAUGGCCAGCAAGGGCUACUCCCUCCAGUCUUGCUGCCUUGCGCUUUCGCUCUUGAAUGGAGAGAUCCUACGAAACCCAAGGCUCAUCAAGAGAUCGCCGGCGGAUAUGUGGAUCAGCGACUUCGUGCAGCAUGUUUUCUUCAAUAAAUUUGUUCCGCCAGUUCUUGAGAACCCCCUGACAUACUUGAAGAAAUGCCGGCUUACCGAGGUCUCACUCGAUCCUCACGGCAUCUCAACCAAGGGUCACAUUUGGAUCCUCAAGAAUACUAUCAAGGUCAAUCUAAGUUCGGAGUUCCGCACAAGAACACGGGAGGGGCGCAAUCCAGGUUCCCGCGAGUUUCAAAAGCAUCGUCUUCUCAGGCUUCUAGAUGCUUUGCGUUCUCAAGGACGAAAGUGUCAAGUCUUGGUCGACGAACUAGAGCGCUGUUUUGACAAUGAUGCAGAAGAUACGACACUUAAUGCUGUCAGGAAACACAAUCGAUCGAUGUUAGGACCCAUCAUCGAUGCCAUCUACAAGUCCCAAUCUUUAAGACUUGGAUACCUACCAGGUACGGCACACGCAAGUGGAAUCUUCAGCGGGGUUCCGCCCAACAUCACCAAGGUUUUCACAUCGUGGCGUGUAGGCCCUGGCCUCGACGGGAAAGAACGCGAAAGUCAUGUCUCACUUGGAGUCCAUGCGAAACUGCACAAUGGCAAGUGGAUGCUGGAAUCUGCGCGAUGGAUCAAUGGGCUAGCUUUUGCAGGAGAGCAUGAGCAGUUGUCGGUAACUUUCCGUUGGCCCCGUGCUUGGCUAUAGGUCUCUCGACGGGGGGUC
Molecule: messenger RNA, 2093 nt
Organism: Dissoconium aciculare CBS 342.82
Lineage: Eukaryota; Fungi; Ascomycota; Dothideomycetes; Mycosphaerellales; Dissoconiaceae
Exons: 1
Coding region: 234-2075 (613 amino acids)
Source: RefSeq, a predicted model, not a curated record